This is a messenger RNA of Mustela lutreola (European mink), 291 nucleotides long. It is a transcript of the gene SPINK14, whose product is annotated as serine peptidase inhibitor Kazal type 14 (putative). NCBI's taxonomy places the organism in Eukaryota, Metazoa, Chordata, Mammalia, Carnivora, Mustelidae. Gene Ontology annotation, molecular function: protein binding. The coding region runs from base 1 to 291 and encodes 96 amino acids. The record is from RefSeq and is a predicted model, not a curated record. The transcript is spliced from 4 exons.
AUGGCCAAAUACCUUCUAGUAUGCUGCUCACUUUUGUUCUUCAUCUUGAUACAUUGGGCGUUACCUGUUGGCCGUCGAGAGUGGUGGCCACCACAUGGAGCUAUUAAAGUGAAAUGUCCGUAUAAGAAAAUAAACUUGAGUUGGCUCACUGGAAACGUGAACCCCUGCCCUGAUUUACAUCAACCCAUCUGUGGCACUAAUUUUGUAACCUAUGAAAACCCCUGCAUCUUGUGUAUUGAGAGCCUUAAAUCUCGUGGGAAAAUUAGGUUUCAAAAUGAUGGAGAAUGCUAG